This is a messenger RNA of Humulus lupulus (European hop), 704 nucleotides long. RefSeq lists its product as uncharacterized. The coding region runs from base 105 to 473 and encodes 122 amino acids. NCBI's taxonomy places the organism in Eukaryota, Viridiplantae, Streptophyta, Magnoliopsida, Rosales, Cannabaceae. The record is from RefSeq and is a predicted model, not a curated record. The transcript has a single exon.
ACGUUUUAUAUUUUGACUAUAAUAAAACGGAUAAAAAUUACCAGUCUAUUUUUGGAUUCAAUUUUUUCUCUCAAAACCACCGAAAACCCCCUCUUCUUGCUCUAAUGGCGACCAGUUCUCUCACAUCUUUCCGUCCCGCUCCGAUCCAAGCAUCGUCGUCGUCCACUUCCUCAAGAAAACCCGAUCCAAGUCGCCGCAAGCCAGGUUCUGCCAACUGGUGGGCCCCGCUCUUUGGCUACCAGUCCGAUCCGGAGUACAUCAGCAACUCAACCGGAGAACCGAACGCGGCCUCGGAUUCCGAAGCUGAGUCGGAACGGCCCAGAUCCAGAUUCUCCUUGGGUUGCUUCACCGAGGAGAAGGCGAAACAACUUCGGAGGAAGACCUUGGAGAGCUCCACGUUCCACGACGUGAUGUACCACUCGGCAAUCGCUUCUCGGCUAGCCAUCGACUUUUCGAACCGACCCGAAAAGUAACGGGUCUCGUUCGGAGCUCCGGUUAGUUCCUCGGUACCCGUUCUUUUUUUAAUCCGGCGCGGUUGGGGUUAUGGAGCUUUUGUUAUAGAAUAACUUUUGGUUUGUGUUGUUGUCCCUGGCUUGGCAUUAUCAAAAAAAGCGGUCUUGUAUUCUUGUUUAAUCUGCAGGGUCAAGAUCCAUUAACAACUUCUUUGUAUUUUGUAAUUUUUUUUAAUCUGAAUCGUUUAUGGA